Tupaia belangeri chinensis (Chinese tree shrew) is the source of this 2592-nucleotide messenger RNA. RefSeq names its product RANBP2-type and C3HC4-type zinc finger containing 1 (gene RBCK1). The transcript has 12 exons. Gene Ontology annotation, biological process: protein linear polyubiquitination; positive regulation of canonical NF-kappaB signal transduction; proteasome-mediated ubiquitin-dependent protein catabolic process. Gene Ontology annotation, cellular component: LUBAC complex. Gene Ontology annotation, molecular function: ubiquitin-protein transferase activity; ubiquitin binding. The record is from RefSeq and is a predicted model, not a curated record. NCBI's taxonomy places the organism in Eukaryota, Metazoa, Chordata, Mammalia, Scandentia, Tupaiidae. The coding region runs from base 488 to 2005 and encodes 505 amino acids.
CCCAGCCCCGCCCCACUUCCGGGGAUACAACUUUCACUUUCUCUUCCGCAGAAGCUGCUCCCUCCCCUUUCCGAAUGUCAGGGGCUUCUGGAGUGGGGAGGAGAAGUUGGGCAAAAAUCCCAACGCUAGGCACACUUCCGAUCGGGCAGUUCUCUGUCCUCCUCUCCUGCCGCUCGGCCUGUCUCGUUUCCUCCUUGGCCCACUGCGGGUUGGGCUCGUGCCCCUGUCCUUUCGCUGUCCCACGCGGGCCCGGGCUCGUUUCCUGUGCCAGGCCUGGUCCCUGUUCCCCUGGUGGUGUGGGUGGUGUGAUGCUGCCCGACUGCCGCUGGGGACACCGAGACUCUGAGAGCGCCUGGGUCGCACGGGGGGCCUCUGGGUCGGGACUGAGUUGCUCGCGGUCGCCUGCCCCCUUCCAGGUGAUCCGGAGGUAGCAUUUCCCCGGAGCCGUAACCCACCCCCUUCGGGGGGAUGGGCGCAGCCAGGCCAGAUGGACGAGAAGACCAAGAAAGUAGAGGAAAUGGCCCUGAGCCUCACUCGCGCAGUGGCGGGCGGGGAUGAACAGGUGGCUAGGCGGUGUGCCAUCUGGCUGGCAGAGCAACGGGUACCCCUGAGUAUACAACUGAAGCCUGAGGUGUCCCCAACACAGGAUGUCAGGCUGUGGGUGAGCGUGGAGGACGCGCACAUGCACACUGUCACCAUCUGGCUCACAGUGCGGCCUGAUAUGACAGUGGCUUCCCUCAAGGACAUGGUAUUCCUAGACUAUGGCUUCCCACCAAGCCUGCAGCAGUGGGUGAUUGGGCAGCGGUUGGCACGAGACCAGGAGACCCUGCAUUCCCACGGGGUGCGGCGGAAUGGGGACAGCGCCUACCUCUACUUGCUGUCAGCCCGCAACACGUCCCUCAACCCUCAGGAGCUGCAGCGGGAGCGGCAGCUGCGCAUGCUGGAAGAUCUGGGCUUCAAGGACCUCACACUGCAGCCACGGGGCCCCCUAGAGGCAGCCCCUCCAAAGCCUGGGGCCCCUCAGGAGCCAGAUGCAGAGCCCGAGCCCCCACCGGUGGGCUGGCAGUGCCCUGGGUGCACCUUCAUCAACAAGCCUACGCGGCCUGGCUGUGAGAUGUGCUGCCGAGCGCGGCCUGAAGCCUACCAGGUCCCCGCUUCGUACCAGCCCGACGAGGAGGAGCGAGCACGCCUGGCAGGAGAGGAGGAGGCUCUGCGCCAGUACCAGCAGCGGAAACAGCAGCAGCAGGAGGGGAACUACAUGCGGCUUGUCCAGCUGGACCAGAGGAGCCUGGUGCUGAACACCGAGCCUGCCGAGUGCCCCGUGUGCUACUCGGCGCUGGGGCCCGGCGAGGCCGUGGUGCUGCGCGAGUGUCUGCACGCCUUCUGCAGGGAGUGCCUGCAGGGCACCAUCCGCAACAGCCAGGAGGCGGAGGUCUCCUGCCCCUUCAUUGACAACACCUACUCGUGCUCGGGCAAGCUGCUGGAGAGGGAGAUCCGGGCGCUCCUGCCCCCCGAGGAUUACCAGCGGUUUCUGGACCUGAGCGUCUCCAUCGCUGAGAACCGCAGUGCCUUCAGCUACCACUGCAAGACUCCGGACUGCAAGGGCUGGUGCUUCUUUGAGGACGACGUGAACGAGUUCACCUGCCCUGUGUGCUUCCAUGUCAACUGCCUGCUCUGCAAGGCCAUCCAUGAGAAGAUGAACUGCAAGGAGUAUCAGGACGACCUGGCCCUGCGGGCUCAGAAUGACGUGGCCGCCCGGCAGACCACAGAGAUGCUGAGGCUGAUGCUGCAGCAGGGCGAGGCCAUGCACUGCCCGCAGUGCCAGAUCGUGGUGCAGAAGAAGGAUGGCUGCGACUGGAUCCGCUGUACCGUCUGCCACACCGAGAUCUGCUGGGUCACCAAGGGCCCACGCUGGGGCCCCGGGGGCCCAGGAGACAUCAGUGGGGGCUGCCGCUGCCGGGUGAAUGGAAUUCCUUGCCACCCAAGCUGUCAGAACUGCCACUGAGCUGAAGAUGGCUGUGUCCCAUGCCCACCCAGCCCCACGUCCAUUGGCUGCUGUGGGCAAAACUGGGCUGGGUAGGCGCCUGGGCUCUGAUUUCUGGCCUGAGUUGCCCUGUACUUGGCCAAGGCACGGCCCUGCAGAGCCAAGGCCUCUGAGCUGUGAAGUAGCCUGCUGGCAACAGGUGGGGCUCCUGCCUGGGCUGGCUGUUGCCCCUGGUCACAUCUUCCCUGGUGCCUUCGCCCUUCCUCUGGGGCUGGCCGGCUGGACCUGUCAUCCUUUCCCCGUGGUCCCCACCCCAGCCCCAGCUGUAAACACAGGCCCUGGCCGCGGCCUUGCUGGUGGCACCUCUGCGACUGUGCACUCCUCCCACCCACCACCCUCGUCUGCUGAACGAGCGCUCAGCCUCCCCCUUCCUCCUGUUGGCUCUCUGGGGGUGACUUUUUUGCCUUUGCUGCUGGAGGCCUGGGGCCUCAGAACUGCUGACUGCUUUGAGCUGGGGGGACCUGGUGGUUUUGAAAGCACAGCCUCCAGGCCCAGCUCUGUGUUCCCUCUGCCGCCUGUGUGAGAUGAUUAAAGUGGUUUUCCAGGAA